AUGAUGAGCGUCGGGUCCCGGGAUGCUUCGGUUCGCGAAGCCAAAGUCUUCGCCAAGGAAGUCGUUCGUAAUGAUUGGGACUUCGAAGUCGGUGUUCCCCCCGCCUCAUCCGCCGAUGGCAGCCUUUGCCACAAUCGCGAAGUGUGCGAAUGGCGAGUCCGCGAAUUCGACAGCUCAACCUCAGAACUCGAACCGCAGACCUCGGACAGCGAAGAUGAGCCCGUGACCACAGGUGGCCAACAGACCGAUAUCGAGCGCCGCCGCAAACGCCGUCGGCAGAUGGACGAUGAGAUGGCGUGGAAUGAGGGACUGCGUGUGUGGAUGGCCAGGCGCAAUGCAUGGUCUGGCGCAAAGACUCAGAGGCAGAUUCGAACCGAGGAGGAAAAGCGCGCGUUGGCUGGUGUGCAGACAGAUACGACAGAUCAGUCGGAUGGCUUGGAGGGAGCAACUGGGGCGUCUUCCGCGACAACGCCAUCCACGACCUUCACCGGCUCUGUGACCGGGAGCUCUGCUGAUUUGGCCACUCGGACGGAGACUUCGCUAGCAAUUGUGGACCGGGAGAAGAGCGAGGAGCUCCAGCACCGCGCGGACUUGACUUCCGGACAACAAGGAGAUCAAGAGGAAGAGCAAUCCACCGCACCAGACGAAGAGACCAAAGGAAAAGCAUCGUCAGAAACCAACAUUACUGAGCCAGAUGCAUCGGAUCGUCUACCCGGCUUGACUUCAUUCCCAGCUGUUGAAGACCAGACAGAAGAGGAGAAGGAAAUCGAAGAGCUCGAUGAGCCGCUUGUUCCUGUGGCACCGCCUUUCAUUCCAGAUACCAACCCGGUGCGCGCAACCAUCGUACCUUCAAUCUACCCGUCCAUCUAUUCAAAAGUUGUCGUCCAAGGAAUGACCCCAACGAUGCCUGUCAACCUGGCGCAUCUUACCAAAGCCAUGGUUCAGGGCUGGAAAGCCGACGGACAGUGGCCUCCCAAGCCGGCGGUUACAUCAAUUGUCCUUACCGACAAUGCAACUGUCCCCAAGAAGCCCGAGGAGCGUCAAGAAGCACCCACCGGCAGGCGCAAGAACAGCAUCACCAACGCCGUGAAAAAGGUGUUUCACUUUGGACAUCCAUUCCAUCGCCGUGGAUCCCAAAGCCAGGAUGCGGGCAAUGGUGCUUAG
Penicillium salamii is the source of this 1164-nucleotide messenger RNA. Lineage: Eukaryota; Fungi; Ascomycota; Eurotiomycetes; Eurotiales; Aspergillaceae. The record is from the annotation of a GenBank genome assembly.